Chlamydomonas reinhardtii is the source of this 2134-nucleotide messenger RNA. RefSeq lists its product as uncharacterized. The record is from RefSeq and is a predicted model, not a curated record. The transcript is spliced from 10 exons. The coding region runs from base 354 to 1469 and encodes 371 amino acids. Gene Ontology annotation, cellular component: 90S preribosome; nucleolus. Gene Ontology annotation, biological process: maturation of SSU-rRNA from tricistronic rRNA transcript (SSU-rRNA, 5.8S rRNA, LSU-rRNA). NCBI's taxonomy places the organism in Eukaryota, Viridiplantae, Chlorophyta, Chlorophyceae, Chlamydomonadales, Chlamydomonadaceae.
CUCCCCCACUCCGCUCGCCCUUGGUUUUACCUGCACCUCGUCACAACCUUUCCCGAUCGCAAGCGGCAAGUCAAGAGGUGUGUCAUGAGGGGUGUUCAUGAACGCGGUGUGUUCAUCGCCGGCACGGAUGACUUUGUACAGUGUAAACCUGUGCGAUUUGUACUGGUUUAGCUCUCUGCUCGCACUAGGAAACAACUUUGUGGCACUCACACAGCUGCGACUACUGUUAGUAGUCCGUUAAGUUGAUUUGGGCAAGACUGUAACAAAUCAAUUCCGAAACACUUCCGCAACAUACAUUGGGGAGCAAUUUGCUUUAACAGCGCCGACAAACCGACUGCCGCUAAACUCUGACGAUGAAAGGCGGUCGGCAGGCAUCCAAGCCACAGGCUCAGCGACAAGGGUUCAAAAGGCGACAGGCUCCAGCGGCGCCCGAAUACGAUUAUGAGGAUGAAGGGCCUGCUGGCAGCGAUGAGGACGAGGACGGCAUGACGCCGGACCAGCUACGCGCGCUUAAACGCUUUAAGGCGGGGCCUGGUGGCAGCGAUGAUGACAGCGACAUGAGCGACGAAGAUGAGGAGGGCGAGGGGGAUUCGGACGACGGUGGCGACGGUUCGGACGGCGGCGGGCGGGGCCGGGGCCGGCGCUUGGACCGGCUCGGUGCUGCCCGUGACGACGACGAUGAUGAUGAGGGGGGUGAGGAUGAGGAUGAGGAUGAAGAGGACGAGGACGAGGAUGAAGAAGACGAUGAUGAUGACGAUGAUGAUGACAACGGCGGGGGAGCGAGUGGCCGCGGGAAUGAGCGCACUCUGGAGGAGCAGGUGGCGGACGUGCCGUUUGAGGUGCUGGAGGCCAUAAAGCGCGACGGCCGCGGACUGGUCGGGCAGGCGGCGCGUGUGGCGGCGGCGCGGGCGGACGCGGCCUCAGCAAACUUCAAGCGAGCCAACAAGGACCGCCCGCAGGAGAUGAGCAGCAAGCGGCCCGUGGGCCGGUUCCGGGAGGUGAUCCAGGUGCCCAACACCAAGUCCGUGGACCCGCGGUUCGAUUCCUCGGGGGCUCCGGGCGGCGGCAAGGACACGUUCCGCCGCCGCUACGCCUUCCUGUACGACGACAUGCUGCCGGCGGAGAAGGCGGAGCUGCAGGCCAAGAUGAAGAAGGAGAAGAACCCCAAGUUCAAGGCCAAGAUGCAGGCCCAGCUGCAGCGGCUGGAGGCGCAGCUCAAGGACGAGAGCCUGCGCCGCCGCACACAGGCGCUGGAGCGGGAGUGGAAGAGCAAGGAGAAGGUGGCAGUGGGCUCCGGCAAGCAGCCCUACUUCCUCAAGGCCGCGGACAAGAAGAAGCUGGAGCUGCUGGCCAAGUACCAGGAGCUCAAGGAGGGCGGCAAGCUGGACAAGUUCAUGGAGAAGAGGCGCAAGAAGAACGCGGCCAAGGACCACAGGUACCUGCCUUCGGCUCGUCGCGCAGACGAGUAAGCAGCGGCUGCGGCUGCGGCUGCGGCUGCGGCUGCGGCUGCAGCUGCGGCUUCCGGCCCCGGUGCCGGUCCUGGCAUCCAUGCCGGUCCUGGUCCCGGUGCCAGCCCCGUUGCAGGCCCCUGGCACGGCCUUUGGCGUGGGUAGUGGACUCUUCUGGCGGCGUGGUGUGGGCUGUCGGAGCGGAGCGUGUCAGCUUGUGUGGCGGCGGCGAGUGUCACGUGGCUGGGCGCGAGCUCAGGCAAAGCAUGUUGGCGGCGGCGGUGGUGCCGUUUGGUAUGGUCUUGCACGGGGGUGUGGGGCUGCGGUGGUCUGGUCUGGUCGAGAGCAUGUCCUGCCCGAGUGUCCGACCGGUCGGCUGGGCCGGUCGUGUGGCGUGCGAGGUGGAGGAGUACAGGGCGGGCGGUUACGGUGGAGGGCUCGGCGCGGCAUGCCGGCACACGGUACGGGCACUGGGCAGGCACCCAAUUGAAGGACGUAAUCAGACAUUGCUCAAGGGUUAAGACCACGACGGGAAGGACUGGGACACGGGAAGGAGGAUGCACCGGCGCGGAUGUCCUGCACGACGAACAGAUGGGCGCUGGUGGACUAGUGGAGGGCUGGAGUCUGGAGCAGGGGAGGAGAGGUCGACCGAAAGCUACUUGGCGCGCUGAGAGUGUUGGACUUGA